Molecule: messenger RNA, 4071 nt
Organism: Ricinus communis (castor bean)
Lineage: Eukaryota; Viridiplantae; Streptophyta; Magnoliopsida; Malpighiales; Euphorbiaceae
Product: respiratory burst oxidase homolog protein A
Exons: 14
Coding region: 336-3158 (940 amino acids)
Cellular component (GO): plasma membrane
Molecular function (GO): NAD(P)H oxidase H2O2-forming activity; calcium ion binding; peroxidase activity
Source: RefSeq, a predicted model, not a curated record
CCCCCUUUUUUCAUUUUUCUCUCUCCAGAGAACUCAAAUUUUCUCUUUCCAAAGCAGCAACCACCGCGUGUAAAUGUCUUUUUCACUAGAUUCCCAGCCAGCGCGUCCCCAAAAUUCUUAUGUAUGCUUAAAAACUUUCCUCUCUAACCAAAAAAUAAAAAUCAUUUCUAUCUCACUCUCCUGCAUUUAAUAACCAAACAAACACACCAUCGCUACCAACUUUACAUUUUUACACACAUACACAUAUAUAAAUAUAUUCAAAACAUUAAAGACAUAAUAUAAACAAACAUUCAUACAUACAUAUAAUCCAAUCCAAUCCAAAUUAUAAUUAUUCAAUGCAGCCGGGGCUACCGAAACAUGAACGUCGCUGGGCGUCCGAUACGGUUCCUAGUAAACCAAUUGUCAGCACCGGAACAUCUCCAGAUUCAAACUCCGGUGAGGAGUUUGUUGAAGUAACGUUUGAUUUACAAGAGGACGACACAAUUGUCCUUCGGAGCGUGGAGCCAGCAGCAACUGUUAUUAACAUAGAAGAUGGAGGUGCAUCAUCAACUGGAGCUGAAACUCCGGUCUCUGCAUCAGUUUCGAGAUCGCCAUCGUCGAUGAGGCGAAGUUCAUCCAAUAAGCUGUUACAAUUUUCUCAGGAGUUGAAAGCGGAGGCUGUAGCGAAGGCGAAACAGUUUUCGCAGGAGUUGAAGGCUGAGCUGAGGCGGUUUUCUUGGAGUCAUGGACAUGCUGCUAAAGUUUUAUCUUCUAACGGUAACGGCAACGGUGGAGGAUUUGAAUCUGCUUUAGCUGCUCGUGCUUUGAGAAAGCAACGAGCUCAGCUUGAUCGGACUCGCUCCGGUGCUCACAAAGCAUUGCGUGGAUUGAGGUUUAUGAGUAAUAGUAAAACUAAUGCAUGGAAUGAAGUCCAAAGUAAUUUUGAUAAGCUUGCUAAAGACGGUUUUCUUUAUCGCGCUGAUUUUGCUCAAUGCAUAGGAAUGAGAGAUUCUAAAGAGUUUGCACUUGAAUUGUUCGAUGCAUUGGGCAGGAGACGAAGAUUGAAAGUUGAUAAGAUUAGCAGAGAUGAACUUUACGAGUUUUGGUCUCAAAUUACUGAUCAAAGCUUCGAUUCUCGUCUCCAGAUCUUCUUCGACAUGGUGGACAAGAAUGAUGAUGGUAGAAUUACUGAGGAAGAAGUAAAAGAGAUCAUAAUGCUAAGUGCAUCUGCAAACAAAUUGUCGCGAUUAAAGGAACAAGCAGAAGAAUAUGCAGCUUUGAUUAUGGAAGAGUUGGACCCUGAAAGACUUGGCUACAUUGAGCUGUGGCAAUUGGAAACUCUUCUUCUCCAAAAGGACACGUAUCUAAACUACAGUCAAGCACUAAGCUACACCAGCCAAGCUUUGAGCCAAAACUUACAAGGGCUAAGAAAGAGAGGCCCGAUAAGGAGGUUAAGCAAACAACUAACCUACUUUUUGCAAGAGAAUUGGAGAAGAAUUUGGGUUUUGGCAUUGUGGUUCAUGAUAAUGAUUGGCUUAUUCACAUGGAAAUUCGUUCAGUACAAGCAAAAAAAUGCUUUCCGUGUCAUGGGUUAUUGUCUCCUAACAGCAAAAGGUGCAGCGGAGACAUUGAAGCUAAACAUGGCAAUUAUCCUUUUACCAGUUUGCAGAAAUACCAUCACUUGGCUCAGGUCCACAAGAUUGGGUUACUUCGUGCCCUUUGACGACAACAUCAAUUUUCACAAGACUAUUGCAGCAGCAAUUGUAAUUGGUGUAAUUCUCCAUGCUGGAAACCACCUUGCCUGUGAUUUUCCAAGGCUUAUAAACUCAUCUGAUCGAGACUAUAACGAUUAUCUAAGUGAUGACUUUGGAGGACAUAAACCAUCAUAUGCUAAAUUGGUUAGAGGAGUUGAGGGUGUGACUGGAGUUCUAAUGGUUAUCUUCAUGGCAAUUGCAUUUACACUAGCAACACGAUGGUUUAGACGAAGUCUCAUUAAGUUUCCAAAACCCUUCGAUAGGCUGACUGGGUUUAAUGCAUUUUGGUACUCACAUCACCUGUUUGUCCUUGUUUACAUCCUGCUCAUCAUCCAUGGUGUAUGCCUCUAUUUAGUGCAUAAAUGGUACCUAAAGACGACAUGGAUGUAUCUUGCUGUUCCAGUUUUACUAUAUGCUGGAGAAAGAGCCCUGAGAUUUUUUCGUUCUGGCUUUUACGCUGUCCAACUUCGGAAGGUUGCAAUUUAUCCUGGAAACGUGCUCACGUUGCAAAUGUCAAAGCCUUCCCAAUUUCGAUAUAAGAGUGGACAGUACAUGUUUGUCCAGUGCCCUGCUGUUUCCCCAUUUGAAUGGCACCCAUUUUCCAUUACCUCUGCUCCUGGCGAUGAUUAUCUCAGUGUGCAUAUCAGGCAGCUAGGUGAUUGGACCCAAGAACUUAAAAGGGUAUUCUCUGAGGCUUGUGAACGGCCUGUAGCUGGGAAGAGUGGGCUUCUCAGGGCUGAUGAAACAACCAAAAAAAGCUUGCCAAAGCUCUUAAUAGAUGGGCCUUAUGGUGCCCCAGCACAAGAUUACAGGAAAUAUGAUGUUUUGUUACUGGUUGGUCUUGGAAUUGGAGCAACACCAUUCAUUAGCAUUCUAAAAGAUUUGCUUAAUAACAUUGUCAAAAUGGAGGAGCAGGCAGAUUUGGUCUCAGAUACCAGUAGGACAUCAGAAUUAAGUAUUGGAAGUAAUGAUGGUUCGAGCCACAAUCCAAAACGUAAGAAGACUCUGAAGACCACCAAUGCUUAUUUCUAUUGGGUAACCAGGGAGCAAGGUUCCUUUGAUUGGUUCAAAGGGGUCAUGAAUGAAAUCGCAGAUCUUGAUCAAAGGGGUGUAAUUGAAAUGCACAAUUACUUGACUAGUGUGUAUGAAGAAGGUGAUGCCCGAUCAACCCUCAUUACUAUGGUCCAAGCCCUAAACCAUGCAAAAAAUGGUGUGGACAUUGUCUCUGGCACUAGGGUGCGAACACAUUUUGCAAGGCCUAAUUGGAAAAAGGUUUUGUCUAAAUUAUGUUCCAAGCACUGUAAUGCAAGGAUAGGAGUUUUCUACUGUGGAGCACCUGUCUUGGCUAAAGAACUCAGCAAGCUCUGCUAUGAGUUUAACCAAAAAGGUUCAACCAAGUUUGAGUUCCACAAGGAGCACUUCUAAAGUCAAAAUGUGGGUGUGUAUGUAACUAUUAUUUAUAGUCGCAUUCCCUGAACCUCUUCAACACCUGCACUUGCACAAUAAAUUUUUUUGGGAUAACCCCAUGAAGGGCAUUGUACAGUCUUGGGUAGAAAAAAGGAUAAAGAGGGAAAGCAACAGAAAGAAAAAAAGAUAUAGGUAUAGACAGGCAUCACUUCGUCGUGUAUUUAUUCGUAUAGAAGCACAGCCAGAAAAAUAAUUCUGCCUAAUUUGAGAUGGGUAGGGAUCUCAAUGAUAUAACCCAGGACCAGUUUAGAGGUGACCAGUUGCUAUUGCGAAACCUACAGUGACUGCUGGGAAGGAAGAGUGCGUUACAGCUACAAAAGGGAGGCUGAAAUGAAUAAUUGAUGAGGAUAUGGCCAUAUUAAAUAUGCAUAAUUGGUAGACAUCUAUAGUGGGUACAGAAGAGGACAGUUUUGAAAGGGAGAGUAUGAGGUAGGUCUGUGUGUGGAUCAUGGCGGUGGAGAUUAAAAUGGCUUUAUCUAUUGAAUCUUGCAAAUAUAUUGUUUUCUUUGGAAGUGGAGUGGGCUAAAGAGAAUCCUUCUAGAAUGUCAAUGCUGGCAGCAGUCCCUAGCUCCAUUCCAAGUGAAAUUGUCAUAGUAUUUACUUGAUUAUAACAAGAAAAUUAUGUAAAUGGUAUUCAUGCUUUUCUUUUUCUUUUGGUCUUUGUAACUUUUUCUAAUUACGCCUUAGAAAAUCUUGGUCAGGGAAUUGUUCGAGAGAGGGAAUACAACUAGUUUCGUAUUGAAUAUUAAGGAAUUGGGACACCAUUGGAAACUAAAUGGAUCCAAUUCCUUCGCGAAUAGAUUUUGCAUUGAUGAAAAUUGUAACGCAUUUGAUAGCUUAUAUCUAAAAUGUCUUCUUUUUUUUUUCUUCA